GAAGGCUCGAAGUUUGACGUGAUCCAAGGUCAAGGUCAUAUCAGCAUGGCUAGAAAAGGUGAACGUGUUUCUGUGAGUGAAGACGAUGACGAAGAUAUUUAUGACCCUAAAAGCAGGGGAUUCUGUCGUGCAUGUGUCGACUUGUCAAAGUUUGGUCUUACAAAAGCAAAGGAGAUGGUAUCCAAACCGAGUGUAGAGUGUCCGCCGGAUAAAAUUGAACUUGGAAAAGCAACAUGGACUUUGUUGCAUACAAUGGCAGCAUAUUACCCUAUACACCCGACAUUGAAACAACAAGAAGAUAUGAAGAAGUUUUUACAAAUUUUUCCUCAGUUCUUCCCAUGUCGACCAUGUGCUUAUGAUUUUGAGUCUAACAUUAUUGUUCAUCCACCGAAAUUGGAUAGUCGUCAUGCAUUAAGUGGAUGGUUAUGUAUGCAACAUAAUUUAGUGAAUAAAAAGAUUGGCAAACCGUUAUUUGAUUGUACUCAUGUAUUGGAAAGAUGGCGAUAUGGUUGGAAAGAUAAUGAUGAUUGUAGAUUACCAGAACAAGACUAGUAACAUUUUCAAUGACUUGUCUUUUAAUAUAUAUAUAUAAUGUAUGUGUGUGUGUGUGUUUGAUGAUUGUUCAGAAUUCCUUUCGACCUAUAUUCUCUUGUUCCUAUGUUUGUUCAGUAGUAUCUUUCAUUAUUACUAAGAAAUAAUGAGUAGUAUGAUAGUGUACACAAAUAAUUCAUUUAGUAUGAAAAUAUAUGUAUUGGACAAUUUGAAUUGAUAUUUCAGUGAUGUUUGUUUUUAUUUUAUAUUAAAAUUAGAAAAAUAUACCUGGUAUUUGCC
Molecule: messenger RNA, 831 nt
Organism: Schistosoma intercalatum
Lineage: Eukaryota; Metazoa; Platyhelminthes; Trematoda; Strigeidida; Schistosomatidae
Source: the annotation of a GenBank genome assembly